AUGUGGAAUACCAGUACCGGCACCGAACUCUCCUCUGAAUCGCACGACUCCACAGAGGAAACUGAUCCACAGCCGUUACAUUUGGCGGCACUAGCAUCCUUAAAAGGUGAGAUUAUCGAGUUGACAAACAGACUGUCCCAUGUGACUACAGAGAGAGACUCAUUGGAUAGAAAGCUUGCUAAAGCCCAGAUUGAAAGAGCUCGUCUAAUACAUGAGAAUGAAGAGAGAUUUGAAACACAAUCACAACGAUAUGAAGAAAGAAUUAUUGAAUUACACAGUGUCAUUGCAGAGCUGAACAAAAAGAUUGAUAGAUCACAGGGGAAUGUUAUCAGGGAAGAAGAUGAGUUCUCUCAGUCAGCUUCCACACCACCAAGCAAUAUCAGUAACAGUGGAGGAAGUUGUAGUGCAAGUUGUCAGAAUAGCAGUGAUACUGUGCCCAUUGAACACUGUAAUGAUCUGAAUGCAGAGCUUUCGCGAGUUGUGGGCGUCUUGGAACAUGCCAUUGAUUAUCGUAAAAACAACGAUAACUACCGACAAAAUAUAAACAGAGUUGAUGAACAGGUGGAGCAACUUACAUCAGCAAGUGAAACUAUUGAACAGAGAGCAUUACAGGCUGUCAGAGAUGUUGAGUCAUUGCAGUUUGCCGUCAACGAUACAACGGACGUUGUCGGUGAUUGCUGCGGAUGUCACUGCCAAGUAGAAAAUAUACAACAAGAACUCACAGUUAUUAAAGAAGAAAAUGAAACUCUCAACUCAACGCUGUGUCAACAAGAGGAAGACAUAAGUAAACUAAAAUGCAGCAUGGUUGGGGUACGAGACGAUAGAGACAGACUCCGGAGAAAG
Messenger RNA from Saccoglossus kowalevskii, 843 nucleotides. RefSeq names its product colorectal mutant cancer protein-like. Gene Ontology annotation, molecular function: calcium ion binding. Lineage: Eukaryota; Metazoa; Hemichordata; Enteropneusta; Harrimaniidae. The record is from RefSeq and is a predicted model, not a curated record.